AUGCACCAAGAAUCAAGAACUAUAUUAGACUUGUACCCACAUGAUAUACUACUGAUUAUCAUCUCAAAUUCAGGCGCUAACAACCUCACCAAACUUAUGUCAUGUCAGUCAUUCAUGCAACAAAAUCGGAAUUUCAAACGAGCCCUCGAUAAUGUCCUAAUCAACUCAAAGUACAUCUUUUACAACUACACUACGAGACCGGAGCUUACGGUUGGAUGGGAUGAUGACAUGAAUGAACUCGAGCCAUCUGAUUUUGACAGUCGCGAGAGUUUUGAAUUGUUUGAUGAUUAUUGUGCUACUGAGGGCAUUGAGACGCAAAUACGCAUAACCUAUGGCAUCUAUGACAUUUUUGACUUGGUCGAGCUUGAAGAGUUGCUUUCGCGCUUGAGGCCAUGUAGUGAUGCAAUGUUACAAUUACAUUUGGAGUUGUCAACGUGUCGUCUACUAUUGUUAGAUUUGACGCGAUUGCUCAAAAUUGUCACCCGUUUGAGAAAACGCAUUGCAGGAUUGACACUCGAAGGGGAAUUUGCGACUGAAAUAAAGGGCGUGAUCAAUUUGGACUAUUUCACAAAUAUAAAAGUUUUGAAUAUCGGUGGCUUGUCAUUCUGUGGGUCACCCAGAAACUGCAAUAGCCUAACAGAGCUCACAUAUCUAUCAACACGCUUUCCGAUGCGUCUCCUCGAUGUGGGGGAGCUACCACCAUCCUUAAAGCGAUUUGCUUGUGAUGUAGGCAGUUUCGGUCUUGACUCAACCUUACCUGAUACUGGCGAAUAUCCACGUCUUGAAAGCAUUCAUUUUCGUCGCUGUAAAAGUGCCGCUCCUGAGGUUAUCAAGGACAUAUUAUGGAAUAUGACUUGUCCUAGAACCUCCAGCAUAAAGUUUGAUAGAUGGUUUGGUCAGAGUGUCGAUGAAUUUGUGCAAUUACUUAGUGAUGUUUCAAGAGGAAAUGGUUUCAAAUUGGAAUCUUUAUCGUUAGAAGGAUCACUCGCAUUUCCUUUAAACAUAUACCCAUUGAUGCCUACUUUAGAAAAACUUGAGUUACGAGUGGCGAAUGGCCUCAGGCUUGAUGGUAUUCUAAGCAAGAUUCCGGUAGGGUUGGUCAAGUUGCACUUGUCUAACUGUGAUGCUAUGAGAGAAGUUGACGUGGACUUUUCCAAACUAAGAUGCUUAAAGCAUCUCAAGUUACAUCAUUGCAAUAUAAAUGACUCGAUAUUUCACCUCAUGCAAUUUCCCGAGUCACUCGAAGUUUUGGACUUGGCUUGUAACAACAUAGAGUCGCUUGAAGGAGUACUGUUCCCCACGAGAUUAGUUAAUUUGAGCUUGGAUCUGAACCGCUUACGUCACAUUGAUGAUUGUAGUUUUCCAGAGUCCCUAAGAAAACUUAAUGCUUCUGGAAAUCGAUUAGAAAGCGUUUGUUUGCUGAAAAGCAAAGGUGGUAAAGAGCUUAGCAUUGAAAGUUUAUUUUUGGAGUCGCAUCCUGAAAUCUCAACCCAUUGGGAGUUGCCAAAAGUCCGAACUUUAUACUUGUCUCAAUUCAAACCAUAUGUUGGUCAGUAUUUGGGAGAGAAUUUAGUGAACUUGGUGUUGAUGGAUUGCGGUGACCUCUGUUUCAACAGCAUAGAUUUUGGAAACAAGCCGAGGAUACAAUAUCUAUUUGUCCAUGAUUGCUCCUUGGACGGCUUUGAUAUGAGUUCACUUCCAGAGUUGGAGGAAGUAAAGUUAUCUUUUAUGGCCAAAGUGCCGAAAGGCUUGGGCCAUUUGAGAAGGUUGCGAUAUCUUAACAUUACCCAAAGCUCGAUUAAGAAAGUGUCUCUUGAGUUCCAUUCUAGAUCCCUAGAGGUUCUAGAUCUUUCAUCGAACCUUAUUGAAAAAGUCCAAUUGACGUUUCCAGUUGGUAAAACUAAACUAAAAAGACUCAGCUUGAGUGAAAAUGAAUUAAGGGAUAUUUCAUUGGAGGAUAUUGGACACAAGGGUUUGAGCAGGCAUGAAAGUUUGUGUGAGUUGGGGCUAUCUAGAAAUGAAGCUUUGUCUGGGGCCCCAAUUUUGAAAUUAAUUGACCAGUUAUCACUAGCGACACAAAGCCUGUGGGUGAACGAAACUGCCAAAACCCUGUACAACUGUUAUGAUAAUAAUCAUUUGAUGAGGAAUGUGGUAGAGGGUAAUGCUAGUUAG
Messenger RNA from Lodderomyces parapsilosis, 2172 nucleotides. RefSeq names its product leucine-rich repeat domain-containing protein. Gene Ontology annotation, cellular component: extracellular matrix. The record is from RefSeq and is a predicted model, not a curated record. The transcript has a single exon. Bases 1 to 2172 code for a protein of 723 amino acids. Gene Ontology annotation, molecular function: protein binding. NCBI's taxonomy places the organism in Eukaryota, Fungi, Ascomycota, Pichiomycetes, Serinales, Debaryomycetaceae.